This is a messenger RNA of Glarea lozoyensis ATCC 20868, 1986 nucleotides long. Its product is annotated as Aldolase. Gene Ontology annotation, cellular component: mitochondrion. The coding region runs from base 1 to 1986 and encodes 661 amino acids. Gene Ontology annotation, biological process: L-leucine biosynthetic process. The transcript is spliced from 3 exons. Lineage: Eukaryota; Fungi; Ascomycota; Leotiomycetes; Helotiales; Helotiaceae. The record is from RefSeq and is a predicted model, not a curated record. Gene Ontology annotation, molecular function: 2-isopropylmalate synthase activity.
AUGCCCAUGCUUAAAGAUCCGUCAAAGAAGUACAAAGCCUUCAAGCCACUCGAUUUACCAGAUAGGCAAUGGCCAUCCAAGACCAUUGACAAGCCUCCACGAUGGCUCUCGACCGAUUUGCGCGAUGGGAACCAGAGCUUGGUAGAUCCCAUGGAUGGCGAGCAGAAAUGGCUUUACUUCAAGAUGCUAGUCGAGCUGGGUUACAAAGAAAUUGAAGUAUCGUUUCCCUCAGCGUCCCAGACCGAUUUCGACUUUACGAGACGUCUCGUAGAAACACCGGGCGCGGUCCCCGACGAUGUUUGGCUCCAAGUCCUCUCACCUUGUCGCGAGGAGUUGAUCAAGCGGAGCGUUGAUUCCCUCAAAGGCGCGAAAAAGGCUCUGCUACACAUUUACGUUGCGACCAGCGAUUGCUUUCGGCGGAUAGUGUUUGGCAUGACGGAGGAGCAAAACCUGGAGUUAGCAGUCAAAUGCACGAAAUAUGCUAGGUCGAUUACGAAAGAUGACCCCACACAGGCCGGGACAGAAUGGGCCUUUGAAUUCAGUCCAGAAACAUUUUCCGACACUAGCCCUGAGUUUGCAGUUCGAAUAUGCGAGGCUGUUAAGGAGGCUUGGGAACCAACGAGUGAGAACCCAAUCAUCUUCAACCUUCCUGCGACAGUUGAAAUGUCAACCCCGAAUGUAUACGCAGACCAAAUCGAGUAUUUUUGCAGGAACGUAACCGAGAGAGAAAAGAUAUGCGUGUCUCUACACCCGCACAACGACAGGGGAUGCGCUGUUGCGGCCGCAGAACUAGCACAAAUGGCCGGAGCGGAUCGAGUCGAGGGUUGUCUGUUCGGAAACGGGGAGAGGACUGGAAAUGUGGAUCUUGUCACGUUGGCCUUGAACCUCUAUACUCAAGGGAUACAUCCAAACAUUGAUUUCUCGGACUUGAAUCGCGUGAUUGACGUCGUGGAAGUCAGCAACAAAAUCCCAGUCCAUCCUCGAGCGCCAUAUGGCGGCUCGCUUGUGGUGUGCGCUUUCAGUGGCUCUCACCAAGAUGCUAUCAAAAAGGGCUUUCAGGCUAGGAAACAGGCUGGCGCUACGGACGAUGACAGAUGGCAACUUCCAUAUCUUCCUCUUGAUCCACAAGAUAUCGGCCGAACAUAUGAAGCCAUUAUUCGUGUCAAUUCCCAGAGUGGAAAGGGUGGAGCCGCGUGGAUCAUUCUUCGAAACCUUGAGCUCGACCUUCCCCGUGGCUUGCAGGUAGCAUUCAGCAAAAUCGUACAGAAGCAUGCCGAUAAGGUUGGUCGAGAGCUUUUAUCCCACGAGAUUCAAGAUCUUUUUGAAAAGACAUACUUCAUCAAAGACAACCCAAGAUUUACCCUGCUGGAUUACAGCAUCAGAACAGAUCGAUCGAUGUCUCCCGCGCCGCCUGCGCCAGGUAAAACACAAGAUACGAAGAACCUCAAGCGAAUAUUCGAGGGUGUCAUUUCCAUUGAUGGCGAAGAGAGACCACUUAAGGGAAUUGGAAAUGGCCCUAUUUCAAGCUUGGCUAACGCAUUAUCGUCAGUGGGCAUUGAGUUAGAUGUCGCCGAUUAUAAAGAGCAUGCUAUAGGCUCUAGUCGAGAUUCCAAGGCUGCUUCGUAUGUAGAGUGUACAGCUGCAGGAUCAACACAAAAGGUCUGGGGUGUCGGCAUCCAUGAAGACGUGGUACAGAGCUCUUUAAUCGCCUUGUUGAGCGCUGCUAGCAAUGUAAGCCCUUUCCUCCCUGCUACACCAAAAAAUCCUGACCAAGAGCAGUUCAUGACUACUCGGCCCAAUACUCCUCUCCUAUUCCGAGGCAAACAUGGUCCGUCAAUCAGCCAAGAUAUAGAUCUCAACCGGAGCGCAAGAAAUCCGAAAGGCGACACAAACCUGUCUAUUCCCAAGCCCAAUGGCGCCCCAGCGAGUGGUCCAGACGCCUCGAAUAUCAUCAGCAUAUUAGAGGAGAAGGCGAACGGGAUGUAA